AGUGUGUGUGUGUGUAAAGGAGAGAGAGAGAGAAAGACUGGCUUUCUUUUUUUUUUGCUCUGUUCCCUCUCUCUUUAGGAGAGCAGAGGAGAAAGUGAGAGGAGGACAGACGUGUGCAGAGCAGAGCGCACCAACUCCACAAAGACAAGACAGGAGAGGAGUUUGGAAGGAGAGCACAAGAAAAAAAAAGCUGUUUUUUAUUUUCCUACAUCAGCAAACCAGUGGAUAUCAAAGAAAAUUCUUGAAGAACAACAACAAAAAAGGGAUUGUUGUGGCUUCACAUUUUUCAUAUUUUUUUCCUCAUUAUAUUCCCCAAGUAGAAUUAGACUUGUGUGGUGUUGCAGGACUUUGGGAAGCAGAAGCAGAGGAGGAAAGGUUGCUGUGGUGGUGAACAUGGCCAUGAAAGACAGCUGCUUUGAGCCAGGAAUGGGCAAACUGGCCRGACAGUGGAUGUGGGUGGUGAUGCUCUCUGCCCUUGUUGUAGGCAAAGCCAGUGCCUGCCCAGCCUUGUGUACCUGCAGCGGCACCACAGUAGACUGCCAUGGACUGGGUCUCAAAUCCAUGCCAAGGAAUAUUCCCCGCAAUACUGAAAGACUGGAGCUGAAUGGGAAUAACCUCACACGCAUCACCAAGACUGACUUCACUGGUCUGAAGUACCUCAGAGUCCUACAGCUGAUGGAGAAUCAGAUUACAGUGAUCGAGCGAGGGGCUUUUGAUGACAUGAAGGAGCUGGAGCGACUGCGGCUGAACCGUAAUCAACUGCAACAGCUUCCAGAGCUGCUGUUUCAGAAAAACCCUGCUCUGUCUCGACUAGAUCUGAGCGAGAACCUCAUCCAGUCCAUCCCCAGGAAGGCGUUCAGAGGAGCCACGGACAUCAAAAAUCUCCAGCUGGACAAAAACCACAUCAGCUGCAUCGAGGAUGGGGCCUUCAGAGCUUUGAGAGGCCUGGAAGUCCUAACGCUGAACAACAACAACAUCAGCAGCAUCCCCGUCUCCAGCUUCAACCACAUGCCCAAGCUCCGAACUUUCCGUCUCCACUCCAACAAUUUGAACUGUGACUGUCACCUGGCCUGGCUGGCUCAGUGGCUCAGACAGAGGCCCACAAUUGGUCUUUUCACCCAAUGUACCAGCCCUCCCGAGCUCAGAGGACUUAAUGUGGCCGAGGUCCAGAAACAUGAAUUCAGCUGCUCAGGACAUCAGGACACAUCCAGUCUGCAGCCGUGCAGCGUUGGUGGAGGCUCUUGUCCCGCCAUGUGCACCUGCAGUAACAACAUCGUGGACUGCAGAGGGAAAGGACUGACCGCCAUCCCAGCCAACCUGCCCGACAACAUGGCUGAAAUACGUCUGGAGCAGAACGGGAUUAAGUCUGUUCCUCCUGGAGCCUUCUCUCCCUACAAGAAACUUCGCAGGAUAGACCUGAGCAACAACCAGAUCUCAGAGAUAGCUCCGGAUGCCUUCCAGGGUCUGCGUUCUCUCAACUCCCUCGUGCUGUAUGGAAAUAAAAUCACCGAUUUGCCCAAGGGGGUGUUUGACGGCCUCUACGCCUUGCAACUGCUGUUGCUGAAUGCCAACAAGAUUCACUGCGUUCGUGCCAACGCCUUCCAGGAUCUGCAGAAUCUCUCGCUGUUAUCGCUGUAUGAUAACAAGAUCCAAACGCUCGCCAAGGGCACCUUCACGUCACUGCGAGCUAUACAGACCCUUCACCUGGCUCAGAACCCGUUUAUCUGCGACUGCAACCUGAAGUGGCUGGCAGACUACCUGCGCUCCAACCCGAUUGAAACYAGCGGCGCCCGCUGCGCCAGCCCACGCCGUCUGGCAAACAAACGCAUCGGACAAAUCAAGAGCAAGAAGUUCCGCUGUUCUGCCAAAGAGCAGUACGUCAUCCCAGGUACUGAGGACACCCGUCUGAAUAAUGCCUGCAACACGGAUCCAGUUUGUCCUCCCAAGUGUCGCUGUGAGUCAAAUGUGGUUGACUGCUCCAACCUGAAGCUCACCAAGAUCCCCGAACACAUCCCUUCUUCCACAGCUGAACUCCGCCUUAACAACAAUGAGAUCACAAGUCUGGAGGCAACUGGAAUCUUUAAGAACCUUUCCCAGCUGAAGAAAAUUAACCUCAGCAACAACAAGCUUACGGAGAUUGAAGACGGGUCGUUUGAAGGUGCGUCGUCCGUCAUCGAGCUUCAUCUCACAGCCAAUCAAAUGGACUCGGUGCGGAGCGGGAUGUUUCGAGGACUGGAGGGGCUGCGAAUGCUGAUGUUAAGGAACAACAAGAUCAGCUGUGUCCACAACGACAGUUUCACAGGCCUUCAUAAUGUCCGUUUGCUCUCUCUGUACGACAACCAGCUGACCACGAUCACUCCCGGAGCCUUCGACACGCUGCAGACUCUCUCCACUCUCAACCUCUUGGCCAACUCCUUUAACUGUGACUGCCGGCUGGCCUGGCUCGGCGAUUGGCUGAGGAGUAGGAAGAUUGUGACGGGUAACCCUCGCUGCCAGCGUCCAGCCUUCCUGAAGGAGAUCCCUCUUCAGGACGUAGCUCUGCCUGAUUUUCGCUGUGAGGACGGCCACGAGGAGUCGACCUGUAUUCCUCGUCCCCAGUGUCCCAGCGAGUGCACUUGCCUGGAGACAGUGGUGCGCUGCAGUAACAAGCACCUCCAAACACUACCCAAAGGCAUCCCCCGAAAUGUCACAGAGCUAUACCUCGAUGGAAACCAGUUCAGUAUUGUUCCAAAGGAAAUGUCAACCUUUAAAUACCUGCAGUUGGUUGACCUGAGCAAUAAUAAGAUCAGUUCUCUGACCAACGCAUCCUUUGCUAACAUGAGCCAACUUACCACUCUAAUCUUGAGCUACAACUCCCUGCGUUGCAUCCCCAAGAUGGCUUUCAGUGGACUGCACUCACUUCGGCUGCUGUCUCUCCACGGUAACGAAAUCUCCGAGCUUCCUGACGGCAUCUUCAACGACGUGACCUCGCUUUCCCAUUUAGCUAUCGGUGCCAACCCCUUGUACUGUGACUGCCGCCUGCGCUGGCUGUCCGACUGGGUGAAGACUGGGUACAAGGAGCCUGGGAUUGCACGUUGUUCUGGUCCACAGGGCAUGGAGAGCAAACUGCUCCUCACAACACCUGCUAAGAAAUUUGAAUGCAAAGCUGAUGUGGACAUCGACGUGUUGGCCAAGUGUAACCCGUGUUUGUCCAGACCCUGCCUGAACCAUGGCAUCUGUCACAACGACCCGACGGACAUCUACAGGUGCAGCUGUCCUCCUGGAUUCAAGGGCAAGAACUGUGAGACAGGUCUGAACGCCUGCAUGAGUAACCCCUGUGCCAACGGAGGCACCUGCCAAGUGAGUGAGGAGAACGAGGGGGAGUACAGUUGCACGUGUCCACUGGGCUUUGAGGGCCCGACUUGCCAAACCAACACAGACGACUGCGAAGACAAUGACUGCGAGAAUGGAGCCACCUGCAUCGAUGGAGUCAACAACUACACUUGUUUUUGUCCCCCCUACUACACAGGGGAAAUGUGCGAAGAGAUGGAAGACGUGUGUGCUCCAGGACGAAGCCCCUGCAAACAUCAGUCUACCUGCCUCAUCACCACCUCUGGACCCAAGUGCGUGUGUUCUCCUGGUUAUGUUGGUGAUGACUGCAGCGUGAACUAUAACGACUGCGAGGAGCACCGCUGUCAGAACCGAGCUCAGUGUGUGGAUGAGCUGAAUGGUUACUCCUGCAUCUGUCCUGAAGGAUACAGCGGUCAGCUGUGUGAGGUUCCUCCAUCGUUGCUGUCUCUGUGUGAGCUGGCCGACUGUCAGAACAGCGCCCCCUGUGUGGAGCGAGGCGGGCGCGCCCUCUGUCAGUGUCCUCCAGAGUUCGGGGGGCCACGCUGCGAAAAGCUGGUCAGUGUCAACUUCAUCGACCGAGACUCCUACUUACUGCUCUCUGACCUCCAGAACUGGCCUCAAGCUAACAUCACCCUGCAGGUUUCUACAGCUGAGGAUAACGGCAUCCUGCUGUACAAUGGAGACAAUGAUCACAUUGCAGUGGAGCUCUUCCAAGGCCACGUUAAAGUCAGCUACGACCCCGGCAGCCAGCCUGGACACGCUAUUUACAGCACCGAAACCAUUAACGACGGGCARUUCCACACGGUGGAGCUGGUGACCUUCGACCAGAUGGUGAACCUGUCCAUCGACGGGGGYCUCCCUACCACAAUGGACAGCUUUGGGGCGGUGCGGCCCCUCAACGGGGAGGCGCCGCUUUACGUGGGGGGCAUGCCGGUGGACGUUCACUCGGGCCCUUUCCGUCUCUGGCAGAUCCAGAACGGCUCCAGUUUCCACGGCUGCAUCCAGAACCUGUACAUCAACAACGAGCUGCAGGACUUCACCAAGACCCAGAUGAAGCCCGGCGUGGUACCGGGCUGCGAGCCCUGCAAGAAGCUCUACUGCGUUCACGGCAUCUGCCAACCCGACGGGGCCCAGGGACCGGUGUGCCACUGCCAACCAGGCUGGAGCGGGCCGCACUGCGACCAGCCUGCUCUCAACCCCUGUCAGGGCAGCAAAUGCGUCCAUGGAAAGUGCAUCCCUCUGGACGCGCAGUCGUACCGCUGUGAGUGCGCAGAGGGUUACCGAGGCGCGCUGUGUAACCAACAAGGGGAGCUGUUCAACCCCUGCCGCCACCUCUCCUGCAAACACGGCCGCUGCCAGGUCUCCGACACGGGAGACGCGUACUGUCACUGCGAAAGUGGUUACACUGGGGAUCUCUGCGACGCAGAGUCUGAGUGUCGAGGCGAGCCUGUGCGAGACUUCUACCAGGUGCAGCGAGGCUACGCCAUCUGUCAAACCACUCGCGUGGUCUCCUGGGUGGAGUGCUCCGGCGUGUGCGACGCGGGCGCCUGCUGCGGCAGCCAGAGGAUGAAACGCCGGAAAUACACCUUCGAGUGCAGCGACGGGACGUCCUUCAGCGAGGAGGUGGAGAAGACCAUCAAGUGCGGCUGCGUGGGCUGCAUGUAGCGUCGCUAACUCACACGUCCUGCUGCUGGGUGCGGAAGCAGAAGAUCGAGAAACAAAAGCGAGGAGGAGAGGAAGGGAGGAAGUAAACUGCUGAAACGUGAAGGAGGAAAGGAAAGAAAGUGAAAGAGAUUAUACAGAAUAUAUACAAAACCUCUAUCUAUAUAUUAUGGACAACAAUGUUUGUAAAAUAGAACAUUUGCUCCCCUUCUGAGGGUGUGUGACCUGCAGAAACACCAACAUCCUGAGCAUCAGAGUAGAAGUGACAACAGCAACAAAACCAUUGUGUCUGCAACAUUGUUCAAAUGGGGUCCAGAGAUUUUAGAAGUGCUGCAUUCAGAGUUCUGCAUCCAGACUUUUCCAUUUGAAUGCCCCCAUCUAUAAGGCCUCUAACCGUUCUGCCACCAUCUUUCAUCUUUACUUCAUAGAGGCAGCGAGGACGGAGAAAGGGCAGAGAGAGAACAGGACCAGAGAGAUGGAUGGACUCGUUGGGACUUGGCCAAGCUGUCUUGAGUUGAGCUCGUCUGUGUUGGGCUUUGGGUUUCAUCUGAUUGGGUGUAGCAAUUCCCCCACCCCGCACCUCGCCCCCCACCCACCCACCAGGAUGCUUUCAUCCGUCCCCACGCGUAGACGUCAGGAGGCAGACAGUGGGGUUAGAGCAACACUUAAUCCUGCGCGAAUGUUGUGGCUUAAAAAGCUUGGUUGCUCAGAGUCGAACUGGAACGUAGAACCCACCCCCCACCCCGCCCCCCGGGCAGAGACUGCAGCGGCGAGCAGCACUGAAAAAACAGCCGUCACACAACCGCUCCGAAGUCCCCGAUCACACAGUCUUAACCCGGACCCAGAGGCCUUGUGUGCCCCCCCCCAGCUGUUCUCCCAGCAAACCAGCGUGGCAGAGGCAGCCCCCCCCUCCCCAGGAUAAUCCCCACUUCCUCUGAGCAGGAGGCCGAGUCACCCUGCUCCUCUUGCAGUAUUAAACCUGUGCAAACUGUUGCAUGUGUGGAGAAGAGUUUUCCAGCACGUACGUAGAGCUUCUUCACAUUAUUAUAAAGAUUAUAAAACAAAAGGUUAAAAAACAAACAAAAAAAACCACAUUUCAUUGUUUUUGUUUUGUUCUAGUUUCUCACAGGUUUCUGAUAUAUUUUAUUUCUUUUCUUGAUGUAUUCUAACUCCUUUAGCUGCCCACCCCUACAUCUCUUUAUAUUAAAACGCCUAACAGAUUCUAAUAUAUAUACAUAUAUAUUUGUAUUUUGUUUUGGUAUAGUAUUUUUCUAUGUUAAAGAGUAAGCUUGUUUUAGGAAGCAUUUGGACUGAUGGAAAAGCAUUUUGUUUGUUCUCUUAAUGUUUUUUCUUUUUUUUUUUGUUCUUUUUCUCCAAGAAGGUAAUUAAUUGUGUUAAUUGGUCAAAAAAACAUGCAAGAGCAGGUUGGCCUUGUUGUAUAGGAGGCAGUAUUGGUCUAGAAAUCUGUUUAAUAUUGUAUAUGUUGUCUUCCAUGUGAAUAUUACAUUUAAUACAUACCAAUCUGUGCUUGUUUUUAUUUAUUUUAUUUACAGGCAUUUUCCGGUAGAAAAUGAAAAACGUGUAAGUGUUGCUGGCAUUCAGUUCUUCAAAAAAAUAUAAAUAAAUAAAUAAAACCGAUUCAAAAAUGGUGAAGCACUCGAUAGAGAUGGCAUAAAGUUUCAUUUAGUGAUUGUGAGUUACAGCAGUAUUUUUUUCUGUUUGCUGCAAAGUCUGGAGAAGUCAGAGCUCGGAUUAGGCGUCGUCCUGCUCAAAUGGAACUUUUUAACAGAUUAGACUUUAAAGCAUGUGAUCUUUGAUUUUUUUUUUAAAUCUUGAUAAGUAAUGGGCUGCAUUUUUAUGAUCUGAAUCUGUGAUAUUUGCCACAGAUCAGAGGUCUUCAGUUCAGUCGAGCUCAACUGAUCAUAAGCUGCUGUCAAGUUGGAGGAAACGGGAGGAAAGUUGCCUCUCUGGACACGGACCGUGGUUCGGAUCUCCUUACAUGUGAACUGUGUGAAAGCGUUACAUGCCAACUACUGACAGAUAAGAAAGGUCCAGACAUUGUUGUUGUCUGUCAGCUUUAACAAAACAAAAAGGAAAAAAAAAAGAAGAUGAAAAUGUGCCAAUUAUAGUGAACAGUCAUACCUGAAUGUAUAAAUGUGUAUAGAUAAAUAUGUCCUACGCUUAUUCAUGAAGUGGUAACUUUUAGCUGUUAUUUAGUUUCCAAAUGUAAAAAAACAGGCUUUGUUCUGCCUGCAGACUGGGAUUGUGUUUCUCUAAAUGUCUCUAUAAUGUAAAAGGCUGCAGACCCAGAUCUCAUAGUGUCCCCUCACACUGGUUCCUGUUCAUACUCAUGUUAACAUUGUUUUACAUGCUGUUGAUGUGAUGCCAGUGGUGUAAAAACAUUACAGAUGAACGGUCACUGUAAUAUUUAGGCCAUCUGCCUCGUAAAGGUGCAUAUUUUUUAGUCAAAUGUGACUUUUUGUUCGUUCCUUUGCACUGAUCUGUCCUGGACUUGGUGCGUUCAGCCUCUUAGUGGUACUUGUGCUAUAUUGAGAUGUAAUUCCAUAAUCUGGUCAUAUGAAGAGAAACACAAACUUUCCGUCUUAUGAACUAUAUAAAUGUUAUUGUAAGCGACACAAUGUUUCUGUUGUAUUAAUAUGGUACAUAAAGCUAAAGAAAAUAAUCCCCGGUUGAGUUCAGCCUGUUUGCUUUGAUGCUGCAGGACUGAACUGUGGGACUGAACUGAAAAACUUAAAAAUGCUGAAUGUAUGUAGUGCCACCGACAAAAUGUUUACCAAACCUCCACUCUUUUCAUUAAUUAAACCUAAAAUGUGUGUGCUUUUAA
This is a messenger RNA of Austrofundulus limnaeus, 7837 nucleotides long. RefSeq names its product slit homolog 1a (Drosophila) (gene slit1a). Lineage: Eukaryota; Metazoa; Chordata; Actinopteri; Cyprinodontiformes; Rivulidae. The coding region runs from base 394 to 4995 and encodes 1533 amino acids. The transcript has 37 exons. Gene Ontology annotation, biological process: axon guidance; negative chemotaxis. Gene Ontology annotation, molecular function: Roundabout binding; heparin binding; calcium ion binding. The record is from RefSeq and is a predicted model, not a curated record.